UUUGUAACAAAAGUCUCCAAAGACAGAAUGUCUGUACAACUGCAAGUAUUGAUUAUGCUUCUGCUCCAAGCUAAAGGCAUUGGGGGACAAACUGAACAUCUUUACAAAAGGCUUGGAGAGGAUGUGAUUCUAUCCUGUGAAACUAACUUUUCAACUCAUCUUUGCUCCAAAAUAAACUGGCUGCACAGAAGAAAUCCAAAUUCUGCAACUAAGCUAGUUUAUGGAGGAAAUUUGGAACGGGGUUCAGCUGGAGCUUCAAGGCUGAGUGUGAGCAGGAACUGCUCUCUGCUCAUCAGGAACAUUACUGAUGAGGACGCUGGAAUUUACACCUGUCACCACAAGACAAAACCAGAUUUAAGUGUCGAUUUAAAUAUCCUGGGUAUUACCUCCUCUUUACCAGAUGAUAAUGGAAUAGUCACCUUACAGUGCUCCCUGAGUGGAUAUGAAGUUCUCUGUCAGCAGAGCAGCUUCUUCUGGAAAAAUAAGAGAGGAAUGGUGGUGUUUAGUAAAGGUGUGGAGUUUGAGUUCAGAGGACAGAAAGAAUGUCUCUCUUUUCUGGCAGCGAAACAUCCAAGUAAAAACAACAUAAGAUACACCUGCAUACUUUUUACGGACAACAAAGAAAAGAUUAAUGUGAUCUACCAACCACCCUUCACAGGCAUCAGUGGAGAAACUGAACAUCUCCACAGAAGAGCAGGAGAUGACGCCAUUUUACCUUGUAGAGCCAAUUCCUCCUCUUCCUCAUGCUCUGAUGUUAACUGGGUGUACAGCAGAGAUGUGGACGCUGCAGUAGAACUUCAAGUUCGCAGAGGGAAGGUUGAUCAGAGUUCAGCUCGAGCUUCCAGGCUGAGUUUGAGCAGUAAUUGCUCUUUGCUCAUCAGAAACAUCAAUGAUAAAGACGCUGGAGAAUACACCUGUUGGUUUAAGGAUAAAGAUGAAUUUGAUGCAGAUAUUUAUCUCGACAUUUUGGGAAAUCUUUCUGGUCACAACUUCAUCAUCAUCGUUGGAGCCGUGAUGAAGGUGGUGUUGAUGUUUGUGGGUGUGGUUGCUGCUCUGGUCUACAUGUACAGGAGGAGAACCAAAGAGAACGAGGACGAGAGAACUAGAACAAGAAGAAGAACAGUGGAUGGCAUCAGUGGAGAAACUUUACAUUUGUUUGCUAGAGCUGGAGAUCAAGUACUUUUGCCUUACUGUGCUAAUUCAUCUUCUCGGUCAUUCUCUGAAGUGAACUGCUUGUACCAAAAAGAUAUGAAUACAGCUGGAAAUGUUGUCAUAAGAGGAGAAGUUGUUCAGAGUUCUGCUGGAGCUUCCAGGCUGAGUGUGAGCAGAAACUCUCUGCUGAUGAGAAACAUCAGCGCUGAAGAUGCUGGACUUUAUGUCUGUAUUCAAUCUCAAUGUCCUGCUUUUAUUUACCUAAGUAUCUUGAGCAGUGAGUAUUUGACCUCAUCUAUUUGCCAACACUGUCAAGAAACACUGCAGCUAGUAUUUUGUUUCCUUUUUUCUGAGUAUCUCACAUUUAUUGUCUUUGUUUCAGUCUCUCCAUCUCCACCAGAUCUUCAUGGAAAUGUCAAACUACAUUGUUCUCUCAUUAGCAUUGAUGACCAAGUUUCCUGUCAGCGCAGCAGCAUCUUGUGGGAGAAUGAAACAGGAAAUGAGCUGAUUGGUGAAAAAGCUGAGUUGGAGGUUGGAGGACGGAGAAACUGUGAUUCUGUUCUGACUGUGAAACAUACGACUGAAAACAACAGAAGAUUCACCUGCAAGUUUGUUGAAGAUGAUGAAGUGAAGAUAGAUGCUGUCUAUGUUCUGGACUUUCCAGAUCUUUCUGGUCACAACAUCAUCAUCAUCGUUGGAGCUGUGAUGAAGGUGGUGUUGAUGUUUGUGGGUGUGGUUGCUGCUCUGGUCUACAUGUACAGGAGGAGAACCAGGAAGAAGAACAGUGGAUGGUGAGGAGGACGCCCUGUGAAGAAGAGAACUCUCCUCUUAGAACAACAAUAACAACAAAAACUAGAAAAGAAAUGUUUAUUUUUACUUUAUUUUACUUUAUAUGAGUGCAGAUGUUUUCUUCUCCAUGUUCAUUUAUUUUAUUUUAUUAUAGUUUCAUUUAUUCAGCUUUAUUUGCUCAGAUCGGGUUUUGGCUGCAAGGAACCUGCUCAAUAACUGCAUAAUUGGUGGGAAUGCAGUUUAAUGUUUUGAUGGAGAUGACAUUUUAUAGAAGAAGGAUCUUAAAAGGUUCAACUGGACGAACUUUCAUGGGAACAUUCCAAAUCCCCAAAAAACAUAGUAAUGGAUAAAAUGAGAACAUGCAAAAAAUAAUGAAGUUUAUCCUAAAAUCUCUUUUCUGUUCCAGAAGAUCAUGUCAACAGAAACUUAAUAAGUGGAGUUUUUUUCUGAGACAGCAGACAGCAGCACAGCGAAUUACCUCAAUGCUAUGAAGGGAAUAGACUGAUGAUGAAGAUUUCUGCUCUUUUUGUUAAGUCUCAAUAUAUUGAAAAAAAAAAAAAACUUUUUAAAGUCA
Molecule: messenger RNA, 2515 nt
Organism: Oryzias latipes (Japanese medaka)
Lineage: Eukaryota; Metazoa; Chordata; Actinopteri; Beloniformes; Adrianichthyidae
Source: RefSeq, a predicted model, not a curated record